Messenger RNA from Zophobas morio, 1110 nucleotides. RefSeq names its product SUMO-activating enzyme subunit 1-like. NCBI's taxonomy places the organism in Eukaryota, Metazoa, Arthropoda, Insecta, Coleoptera, Tenebrionidae. Gene Ontology annotation, biological process: protein sumoylation. The transcript has 7 exons. Bases 1 to 1014 code for a protein of 337 amino acids. Gene Ontology annotation, cellular component: cytoplasm; SUMO activating enzyme complex. The record is from RefSeq and is a predicted model, not a curated record. Gene Ontology annotation, molecular function: SUMO activating enzyme activity.
AUGAUAACGGACGCUCUUCUUCCACUCACCAUUAGCAAUGUCCGCCAUGUGCAUUCCACACCACUCGGAGUGGUGAUGCCUUGUGCGCGAAUGUUCGCCUCGACGGUGGAAAUGUUGAGUUCACAAGAAAUUCCACGAAUAACAAAUUUAAAUGACUUGUCUACAGGCGAAGUUUGUAAGAACUUAAUCCUUGCGGGGAUCGGAGAACUUACUCUCCUUGAUGUUACGUUGGUUGACGCUGGUGAUAUCUACGGAAAUUAUUUGUUUUCUGCCGAAGACAUUGAUUUGAAUAAAGGGAAGGCGGCUUAUUGCAAACUUUCAAGAUUAAAUCCACGAGUUCAAGUGCAGUACAAAGAGUUAAGUGUGGACUGGUUAACUGUAAAAGAAAAUCUCCGGGGCUUUGACUUGGUUGUGGUAACCUCCUGCAGUCUAGAGAAGGCCAUUAAGGUCGAUAGUUUGUGUCGUGAACUACACAUAGGAUUUUUCUUUGGUCGAGUUUCAGGUUAUUAUGGUUUCGCUUUCUUGGACUUGGGCCUUCACAAAUACACAAGGAUACAGCAGGACCCAAAAGAAUUUAAACCAGAAUUUUUGACAGUGGCGUAUGCGGCGCUACAGGAGGCGCUAAGCACCACGCUUGUGAGUGCCUCGCCCCUCACUCAGCACAAACGCUUUAGACUUUUUAUAUGUUUUCGGGCCAUCUUUAAUUUUGAAGAAAUCAAUAAAAGGUUACCUUUACCUCAAGAUGAAAUUGACCAAAAGACUCUUAUAGAUAUAAAAAACUUCAUUUUAAAGAAUAACGGCUUUCACCCGUCUGUUGUGCCAGAUACUCUUUUGCUCGGUAUAAUGGACAAUUUUCUAUUGGAACUUGGGCCUGUAGUUUCUAUUGUAGGGGGCGUUCUUGCCCAAGAAAUUAUUAAGUCGCUGACUCAACAAGGCUGUCCUCUUAACAAUACUUUUUUUUAUGAUGGCGUUGAAAAUGAAGGUACAGUGGAGCAGUUUGGGGCGAUCAUUUGAUCAAGAAACUCUGAAAUUACGUAAAUAUAGUAAACUCUUUACUAAGGAUUGACAGAUCGAGUAUUAACCUAAGUUAAUAAGACGUACUAUUAGUAA